ACUUUCGUUCAAUGAAACUUCAUUGUUUAUCCCUGACUUGAAGUUCUUCAAUAGAGAGUUCCUAGCUUCGCUUGCGGAAUGUCUUUACUACGUCAAGCUGUUACCCAGGCGAACAAGAUGUACCAGGCCAUCCGCCCGAGGGUGGGGCUUAAUCUGGCAGCGUCCUAUGUCCAGCAGAGACAGAUCUUUUUUUCCCGCUCAGACUAUCCGGACCCAGAGGUCAGUCUAGAGAGGCUGAGGGGGAGAAUACAAGAUCUCCAGAAGGAGAUCCUCAGUGGCAAGGCCGAGCUGGCGCGUUACGAGAAGCUGCUCGCAAGGGACCCGAAGAACAAGGCUAUCUCUAAGGAAAUUUUUUAUCUGAAGAGAAGGCAAAGUGAGGCUUAUACAUUUAUACAACAGGCGCAUCUGAUAAUCAAACACAUGGAAAGAAAGUAUAACAUGUAAGGGAAAUAACUCUCAAUGGAAAAAUAAAAUUACCAAGACAUUUUAAAUUUGUGUCCGUAAUGGGAAAAGAAACACUAGUCUAAGUAUAAAAC
Molecule: messenger RNA, 536 nt
Organism: Physella acuta
Lineage: Eukaryota; Metazoa; Mollusca; Gastropoda; Physidae
Source: RefSeq, a predicted model, not a curated record